AUGUCAAACUUCAUAACUACAAUGUUCGUCUCAUCCCCGUCCAAUAUUCAGUUCCCCGCGAAACCCAAGCCCAUCUCCCCCAUAUCUACAUUCGUCCAGAGCCAGAGCUGCAUGAACCUCCGGAUGAACCUGCUCGAUUACCAAGAACGAGGUAUAGCUGGAGGGAUAUCGAUACAGAAUCUAGCAUCGUGCGACGAGAAAGGCAUGCCCAUGGCCCUUGCGAAACUAAGGGAAACGUACAAGAGCCCGCUGCAGAGGUUGGGAGAGGCGUUGAAGCUGCCACAGUCUGGCAAUGCGCUUACAAGGGCGUUGGCUGAAGAUGGGGCUCCUGCUGCGAGAGGUCGACGGCCACUUAAACACCCUGUCACACAGACGGACCGGCAGGAUAGCCCUAUGCGUCAGCCUGCCAACUACUCGUACAGCCUUGUCCCUGGUGGUAGCAAUGCGACAACAUCGACCGAACCGACAAGCAAUACAGCUCUGGACUCUGGGCAGCGAUACUUCGCUCCGAAGGAUCGCAGCAAUAUGAAACCUACAUCAAGACCACCCGUGGACCCGCCGCGCAAUCAUGGCCAUUUUGCGAGCCCAAGCUUACUCUCUUCUCUUUUUAGUAACCCGCGCACUCGUGCACCGUUCAAGCCACAGAAGUCAAAUCGAGGCACAAGCAGCUGGCAACUGAAACAAUAUGCAGAGGCCACACUCGGCAGUGGCAGUCUGAGGAAGGCUGUGAAGCUGCCCGAGGGCGAAGACAAGGACGAAUGGCUGGCAGUCAAUAUCGUCGAUUUCUACAACCAGAUCAACUUGCUCUACGGGUCCAUCACCGAGUUCUGCUCGCCACAGAGCUGUCCUGAGAUGAAGGCGACAGACGAGUUCGAAUACCUCUGGCAAGACAGUGAGAACUACAAGCGACCUACGAAGAUGCCGGCCCCUGAAUACAUUGAACAUCUCAUGGCAUGGGUGCAGUCCAACGUCGACAACGAGCAGAUGUUCCCGAGCCGUAUCGGUGUGCCUUUCCCAAAGACUUUCCCAUCCCUCAUCCGCAACAUGUUCAAGCGCCUGUACCGCGUCUAUGCGCAUAUCUACUGCCACCACUAUCCCGUCAUCAUUGAGCUGGGUCUUGAGCCUCAUCUGAACACCAGCUUCAAGCAUUAUGUGCUGUUCAUCGAUGAGCACGGGCUGGCGAACGGCAGCAAGGAUUUCUGGGGGCCGCUGGGUGACCUUGUAGAGAGCAUGUUGAGGAGUGAUUAG
Messenger RNA from Ascochyta rabiei, 1248 nucleotides. Its product is annotated as Mitotic exit network component. The transcript has 3 exons. Lineage: Eukaryota; Fungi; Ascomycota; Dothideomycetes; Pleosporales; Didymellaceae. Bases 22 to 1248 code for a protein of 408 amino acids. Gene Ontology annotation, biological process: positive regulation of protein phosphorylation; signal transduction; cell division. Gene Ontology annotation, cellular component: cytoplasm; nucleus. The record is from RefSeq and is a predicted model, not a curated record. Gene Ontology annotation, molecular function: protein kinase activator activity.